This is a messenger RNA of Dalotia coriaria, 3619 nucleotides long. Its product is annotated as ubiquitin carboxyl-terminal hydrolase 16/45-like. Lineage: Eukaryota; Metazoa; Arthropoda; Insecta; Coleoptera; Staphylinidae. Gene Ontology annotation, biological process: protein deubiquitination. The record is from RefSeq and is a predicted model, not a curated record. Gene Ontology annotation, molecular function: cysteine-type deubiquitinase activity; zinc ion binding.
GGAUUGAAGUUAACUAUGAAAAUCUAAACAUUCCACGAUGGAUGACAAAAUUUUGCUGUGAAAUCGACAAGGAUUCAAUUAAAUUUGAAUAAAUGUAAAGUUUGAUGAAUUGUGAAUUAUAGACAUGAUGCCGGAGGAAUACAACAACAUUCGUGAUGGUAACGAAAUCGCACGAGCCGCAUACCCAAUGUCCGACGAUGACAUGUUUCGAGUGCAAUUUGGUAAAGAACGCUAAAACAGUGUUGGGCAAUUUUGAUUUCUCAUGCGAAUUGGAAUAAAUUGCGGCGCCGUGCGUUAUCCACUCCGCACCGAUAGUACAUUCUGACGCGAGUGCGCCAGUAGAGUACGCAGUCGGUUGGCGUAGCGCGGGGCCCGUGGCAAACGGCGCGCUCUCCACGUACAAAACCACCUCUCGCGAAAUUCGCACGCUGCUCGCAUUCGGACUUCGGUGUGUCGCAACCCGCCUGACGUCCCCGUCUCUCGCCGCCGCCGCCGUAUCCGCGAACACGACACCCACGACGUCGGUGAACGGCACGCCGCUCUCGCCAGUUCGCCGCCCGCUGGGAGGUUAAUGCUACAACGUGCUCGUGUUGCCCAGUGUUCAGCUCGUUCUCUUCUCCGAUUCAGCGCAAACGGAAAUCCGGCGCGCUCGAGUCGAUGGCGAAGAAAAAGCGACAAGAUGAGCCGUCCACAGGCAACUCGGACGGAUCGUCCGAGAGCUCCGAGGAUCUCCGCAAUACAUUCUCCGAAUGUGCGCACGUCAACAAGUCGGUGGACCUCGGUCGCGUGAAGCGAUACAUGCAGCUGAACGCGCCGCCAAUUCGCAGCCAGUGCGAAAUGUGUAAGCCCAGUCCGCAGGAUGAGCCAGCAGCUGGUUCCAGUGCGGAUUUGGCACCCGAGGCAUCAUCACCUAUGGACGAGGUGAACGAGUACUCCUUCGAGAUAGACGACUCGCUGUGGCUGUGCCUAAAAUGCGGCAAUCAGGCGUGCGGCCGCUACAAGAACAAGCAUGCGCUGCAACACUUCAAUACGCCGCAUUCCGACCCGCACAGCAUCUGCCUGAACACCACCAAGUGGACGGUGUGGUGCUAUCGCUGUGACAAUGAGAUCAAUGUCAGCGGCAAGAAGAAGCUGCACGAGUGUGUUGAGUAUAUCAAGAAGUUUUCUGAGGGCGGGAAGUCACUCAAAUCCAAUCCUAAUAAUAUUAAAGACAUUCGGGGUGUGCUGCUUGAAGCCCAGGCAGCUAUGUCCAUUAUAGCACACAAUCACCGCUCGGAGUUUGUUGCGCGGGGUCUGAGUAACCUGGGCAACACCUGCUUUUUCAACUCAGUUAUGCAGUGCCUCGGCCACACUCCGUAUUUCCUCGAGUUGCUCGAGGAGACUGCUGUGGCCGGGCAGAAAUUCAAGCUGCCGGGUGGGAAAGUAGUGCUUGACAGUAAAUUGAAAACGACAAAAGUUUUGGCUCCGUUGGAAGGUACUUUGGAAGAAUGGAAGCCGCUGACUCACGCGCUGGCGAACACCAUCGGGGAACUACAAAGUGGGAGUCACAUUACAUUCAACCCCAGCAUUCUUUUCAACUGUCUAACUCAACGUAUGACGAUGUUCAGCGGUGGUAACCAGCAUGAUUCGCACGAAUUACUGCGUCAUUUAUUAGAUGCAGUGCGUGAGGAAGACUUGCGUCGCUAUCAAAGCGUUAUCUUAAAGCAUCUAGGCUUUAGCACGAAGACAGACCCUGCGACAGUCGAAGGCGAAAAGCGUGCGAUUAUACGUUUCUAUGGCGGACAAGCUUCGGAGCUUUUACUGCCUACGGAGCAAGUUUUCCGCGGCGUGCUUGUUUCUACGCUUAAAUGUCAGGACUGCGGCCACACUUCACAUCGCGAGGAGUACUUUCUGGACCUUAGUUUGCCGAUCUCCGAAAAACUACGCCCGCCAGUCCUGCGUCGUAAGGCUGAGGAUUCCGACGAUCACAAACCGUCCAAGCAUCAGGUGAAAAAGGAACGCCGCGCGAUGCGGAAGGCCAACAAACGCGGUUAUGGACUUUCUUCGUCUUCAAGCAACGUUGUCAUUCAAGAGUUUGAUUCCAACGGUGACGCGCCGAUGGAAUCGGAAAACAACGAUAAAUCCGACAGUCAGUCCGAUGCUGACGUGGAGGAUAACAUCGAAGACUCGACGAAUUCACGCACACCUGAGGAAGUGAGUAAAAUGCCCGGGUCUGAAUCCGGGUACAAUUCGGAUAAGACUAGUCCGGAUAAUGCGGAGAACGCUGCGAGCCCAGCUGUGGGAAUGUUGAGCGCAUCGUCUUUCACUCCGGACAGUCCUGCUACUAGCCCUGCAAGCUGUGAGACUAAUAUUGAUUUGAGUCCUGCGUGUGGACAAAAUUCUCCUACUGAAGAUGGUAAUGAAGAAAUAGAACGACCUGGUAGUAGGCUGGCGUUUGUCGGGAAUAAAAAUAACGAUUUAAAAGCAGAUUUGGCCAAACUUUCGAAAAACGGUAAGAAACCUGAUGGUGCGUAUGGCGGUGCUCCUUCCGAUGAUGAUUUACUCCUUAUGGAAGUUGAUGAUGUCGACAUGUACAGUGGGACAAUCUCAAUCCCUAACAUUGAAGAAGGCGAAUGCUCGGUGCAGUCGUGCCUAAACCAAUUCACCGCCUCGGAGCUGAUGACUGCAAACAACAAAGUCGGCUGCGAGUUGUGCACCAAGCGACAUGGCGGCCCCGAUAAGAAAACCGUGCUCACCAACGCCACCAAGCAGCUGCUCAUCUACAUCCCACCGGCGGUGCUCAUCCUGCACUUGAAACGCUUCCAGGUCUAUCACUUCCGUCCGUCGAAGAUCACCAAGACUGUCAAGUUCCCCGUGAUACUGGACAUCGCUCCGUUCUGCUCAAAACGCGCCCGCCAGCUACCAACGUUCGCGCCCGAUCAAAAACAGGUGUUGUAUUCGUUGUACGGCGUUGUGGAACACAGCGGUUCCAUUAAUGGCGGGCAUUACGUUGCGUACGUCAAAGUACGCGCUAAAAUCGCUGAGGAUAACUACCGAUGGCACUUUUUACCGAAGAACCACCGCAAUCAGGUGAACAAAGUCGUCACCGAGACCACCAGCAAUGGAAAGUGGUACUACGUGAGCGAUUCGCACUCCGCCGAGGUAAAAGAGGAGCGCGUGCUCAAUGCAUCCGCCUAUCUACUUUUCUACGAGCGUGUCCUGUAACGCACGAGCGCCUAUUAUCAUUUCAUCGCGAUUGUAUGUAUGUUCUCCGAUUCAUUUCCAACACACACACACGUUUUUGACAUUUUUAACGUUUGCGUACCACUCGUGUCUCCGACACCGGCGAAGAGGGCGGUUUCUUUUAUUGCACAUUUCGAGCCGAGAGCCACCAGCUAAUAAUUGAAAUUAUGCGCGUGCUCCUGCAAUAAUACGUACUGGCGCAAGCGGACAACGGGUAUUUAGAAAUUUGAUAAUAACUUAUUAUAUAAGGCGGGGGCUGAAAUGGGUGUUAAUCAAGUUCGAUUUGUGAUCGCGUUUAUUGCGUAGAUAAUGAUGAGAGAAGAAAGACGAUUGCGAGUGGUGUUGAAUAUUUCAGAUUAUAAAUAAUUCGGAAUAAAAUGAUGCAAAACAUUCAAAA